AAGUGAGUUCAUAUUCCACAAGUGGUUAGAAACCAUAAAUUGGAAUGUGAAACGCAGUUUUUUUUAUAUAGAAGUGCAUGAAAGAAACCUAAUCUAACACAAAAAAUGUAUUUGCUACGAAAAUCACUUUUUUUAUUAUUGAUUAUUUAUCUGGAUAUUAUGGAGACUCAUUCGGAAAGAAUAUUAGCUGUUUUUCCAUUCAACGCAAAGAGUCACCAUAACGUUUUCAAUGCAUUCUUGAGAAGCUUGGCGAAAAAAGGGCAUCAGGUCGAUGUUAUUACCCAUUAUCCGCUGAAAAAUCCACCCAAAAAUUACAGAACUAUUGUCAACUUGCAUGGCACUAGAACUGAUUACGUGAACAAUGUAUCCAUGGAAUUUAUUUCUGGACAGACCGGAAGUCCCGUAUCCUUUUUUGCAACUGUUGCUGGAAAUGAAAUUUGCAACCUAUUGUCCCUUAAAAAAAUGCAAAAUGUUAUUAAAAAUCCAUCCAAUGAACCACCUUACGAUCUUGUGAUUACACAGGUACUUGGUGCAAAUUGCUAUAUUGGAUUAGGCUAUGUCUUCAAGGUGCCUGUGAUAACUGUUGCUACGAAUCUCGAAUCGCCAUGGACUGGUGAUGGAGUUGGAAGCCCUACAGCCACUGCUUAUUACACAGACGCUUUCACGGCCAGAUAUAGGGUUUCCACUUUUUGGGAAAGAUUAGAAAAUACGUUGCAUUCUCAUAUUAAUAAAUAUAGAUACUUCACGUACACAGAGAAAGCGCAAACCGAGGCCAUGAGAAAAUAUUUAAGUCCUGAUAUACCGAGCGUUCGAGAAAUCGAGAGAACUGUGGCUUUAACUUUUGUCAAUUCCUAUUAUAACCCAUUUGGUAUUAAACCUUCUACCCCUGGCCUAAUAGAAAUUGGUGGUAUACAUAUUGAAGACGAUGAUUCGAAAUUAACGCCUGAUCUGGAACGUUGGAUGAAUGAAAGUACCAACGGAGUUAUUUACUUUACUUUCGGAACUAUGAUGCGCAUAGAAACUCUACCGGAAGAAACUCUUCUUGCAUUUUAUAAAUCUUUUGAAAAAAUUGCUCCAAUGAGGGUGCUUAUGAAAAUCGCGGACAAUAGUAAACUCCUCCCAGGUCUGCCAGAAAAUGUCCUAACCUUUUUAUGGAUUCCUCAAAUACCUGUUUUAAAACACCACAACACUAGAUUAUUCAUAACGCACGGCGGUAUGUUGGGAAUACAGGAAGCUCUUUAUUACAAAGUUCCCAUGAUAGGGAUACCAUUAGCAUCUGACCAGUUUCGAAAUGUAGAAACUCUUGUGAAUAAAAAUAUUUGUAUCCGACUAAAUUACAACAAAAUAACUCUACGAGCUUUAAAUGAAGCACUGAAUGCCAUUAUUAAUGAUCCUAAGUACAGAAAAUCUGCAGAACGUGAAUCUCAACUCUUCCGUGAUAGGCCAAUGAGUCCUACUGAUACGGCAACUUUUUGGGUCGAAUAUGUCAUGAGAAAUGGAGGAGAUUCUUUAAGAUCACCAGCAGUGAAUCUGUAUUGGUGGGAAGUUGCUCUUUUAGAUGUGUACGGAUUUAUUCUCUUCAGCUGCAUUACACUAAUUUAUUUAAUUAUAUUGACUAGCAAAGUUAUUGUAGGAAGAUGUUUUAAAACAUUUACUAUAUCUUCUCAAAUUACUAAAAAAAUCGACUGCUUAGUGAAAAAAGGGCAUCAUGUCGACGUUAUUACCCAUUAUCCACUGAAAGAUCCACCAAAGAAUUAUAGAACUAUUAUCAAUUUAAAUGGGACUAGAGUUGAUUACGUGAACAAUGUAUCCAUGGAACAACCUCUUGAAGUAAUCAAAGAUCCCGUAUCAUAUUAUGUAUUUGGUGCUGGGAAUGAAAUUUGCAACCUAUUGUCUCUUACAGAAAUACAAAAUAUUAUAAAAAAUAGAUCUGAUGAGCUACCUUACGAUCUUGUGAUUACUCAGGUACUUACUGCCAAUUGCUAUAUUGGAUUAGGUUAUGUCUUCAAGGUGCCUGUGAUAACUGUUGCUACGAAUGUGGAAUUUCCAUGGACUGGUGAUGGAGUUGGAAGCCCUACAGCCAGUGCUUAUUAUAAAGACGCUUUAACGAGAACAUAUACGGUUUCAACUUUUUGGGAAAGAUUACAAAACACAUGGCAUUCUCAUUCUACUAAAUACAGAUACUUCAUAUACACAGAGAAAGCACAAACCGAGUCAAUGAGAAAAUAUUUAAGUUCUGAUAUACCAAGCGUUCGAGAAAUCGAGAGAACUGUGGCUUUAACCCUUGUCAAUUCUUAUCAUAACCCAUUUGGUAUUAAACCUUCAACCCCAGGCUUAAUAGAAAUUGGUGGUAUACAUAUAGAAGAAGAUGAUACCAAAUUGACUCCCGAGCUCGAACGCUGGAUGAACGAAAGCACAAAUGGAGUUAUCUACUUUACAUUCGGAUCUAUGAUACUUGUAGAAACUCUACCAGAAGAAACCCUUCUUGCUUUUUAUAAAUCUUUUGAAAAAAUUGCUCCAAUGAGGGUGCUAAUGAAAAUCGCAGACAAAACUAAACUCCUCCCAGGCCUGCCAGACAAUGUGCGAACGUCUUCAUGGAUUCCUCAAAUACCUGUCUUAAAACACCACAACACGAGAUUAUUCAUAACUCAUGGCGGUAUGUUGGGAAUACAAGAAGCUCUGUAUCAUAAAGUUCCCAUGAUAGGGAUACCAUUACUAUGUGACCAGUUUCGAAAUGUAGAAACUCUUGUCAAUAAAAAUAUUGGUAUCCGAUUGGAUUACAACAAAAUAACUCUACAAACUUUAGAUGAAGCUUUUAAUGCCAUUCUCAAUGAUCCUAAAUACCGAAAAGCUGUAGAACGUGAAUCUCAACUUUUCCGCGAUAGGCCAAUGAGUCCUAUGGACACGGCAUGUUUUUGGGUCGAAUAUGUCUUGAGAAAUGGAGGAGAUUCUUUAAGAUCACCAGCAGUGAACCUCUAUUGGUGGGAAGUUGCUCUUUUAGAUGUCUGUGGACUAUUUGCACCAAAAUCUAGUUACGAAUAG
This is a messenger RNA of Belonocnema kinseyi, 3042 nucleotides long. Its product is annotated as UDP-glucuronosyltransferase 2B15-like. The coding region runs from base 106 to 3042 and encodes 978 amino acids. The record is from RefSeq and is a predicted model, not a curated record. Lineage: Eukaryota; Metazoa; Arthropoda; Insecta; Hymenoptera; Cynipidae. Gene Ontology annotation, molecular function: UDP-glycosyltransferase activity. The transcript is spliced from 11 exons.